AAGAGGCUGCUGUCGGAACAGCGAGUAAAGAGCUCCAUUGUGCUUGGAGACCAGAGCGGACAAGAAGAGCCAAACAAGAACAUCUGCUGACCCGUAAAGACACUCAUGAUAUGCGGACACACAUGGACGCCAAUGCGACACACUAGCGCGGUUGUCUUUCGCGGGGCGGAUGGUGUGCUCCCGGCGGAAGGAGCCGGAAUAGGAAGAGUUAAGACUCGACAUCAGAACUGUUUAUCUGUGCGGCUAGCAGGCUAGCUGGCUACAUGCUCCGGAGCUGCUGGCGUGUCUUUGCUUGAUGGAAACCUCCAUCCGUGCAUCCUCCAACAAGCUGCUUUUUCUUGCUCUUUUCCACCGUUUGCGGUCUUAACCGUCCAGACGCAACUUUGAAGGUUGACUUCCGAGAAGAAGCGGAGGGCUGGAGAAGUCACAAAAGGUUGGCGAGCUGAAGGUGGGCCACAAACAGAAAGCUUGGUUGAACAUGACUCACCAGCCAUUGCCGCCAAGUCAUACCCAGCUUGUGACUGAAGAGGCCAAGCCAAUGCACCGUGAGGGAGAGGCAUUGAGGUCAACACGCUGACGAUCAUCUCAAUACCUCUCCUCCGCCCGAUCCCCGGAUACGACCCCCACCCCCCACCCCCGUCCUGUCCGCACCAUGCUGCGCUUCCUUCCUCUCAAACUUGGCCGCCUGUACCGCUGUCUCAAGCUCCUGUUUGUGCUGGGAUUGUUUGUCAUCUUGCUGAUGAACACCCACAACCUGUUUGCCUCAUUCCAGAAGAACGAGCUCACCGACCGGCGCUUCAUCAACCUCAACAAGUGUCCCGCCUGCUUCGGCACCAGCUGGUGCCGCAAGUUCAUGAACGGUCAGGUGUCGUUUGAGACCUGGGGGCGCCUCCGCUUCCUCGACAUCUUCAACGUCAAGAAUGUUUACUUUGCUCAGUACGGGGAGCCCCGGGAGGGCACCCGGCGCAUCGUACUGAAACGGCUGGGUUCCAACCAGGAGCUGGCCGAGAUAGACCAGAAGAUCUGCAAGAGGGCCACGGGCAGGCCACGAUGUGAUCUGAUCCAGGCCAUGUACAAGACUGAAUUUGCAAGGAUCAAUGGCGAUGUUCGUCUUCUCACUCCAGAGGUGGUGGAGGGCUGGUCAGAUCUGGUGCACUGCCCCUCUCAGAGGCUGCUGGACCGUGUGGUCCGACGCUACGCUGAGACCAAAGACUCUGGCAGUUUCCUGCUCAAGAACCUCAAGGACACGGAGAGAAUGCAGCUGCUCAUGACCUUGGCAUUCAACCCGGAACCGCUUGUCCUGCAGAGCUUUCCGUCAGACGAAGGCUGGCCGUUCGCCAAGUACCUGGGGGCGUGCGGGCGCGUGGUGGCUGUCAACUACGUGGGCGAGGAACUGUGGAGCUACUACAACGCGCCCUGGGAGAAGAGAGUGGACCUGGCACGUCAGCUGAUGGACAUCGCCGAGCAGCUGACCAACAACGACUUUGAGUUUGCGCUCUACUUGCUGGACGUCAGCUUCGACAACUUUGCGGUCGGCCCACGUGACGGAAAGGUCAUCGUCGUCGACGCGGAGAACGUUCUGGUGGCAGACAAGCGACUGAUCAAGCAGAACAAGCCGGAGAGCUACGACGUGUGGUACGAGAGCCGCUUCGAGGAGUGCGACAGGGAGGCCUGCCUGUCCUUCUCCAAGGACUCGCUGUGCUCCCGGGUGACCGUGGACCACAACUACUACGCCGUGUGCCAGAACCUGCUGUCUCGCUACGCCACGUGGCGGGGCACCACGGGGGGCCUCCUCCACGACCCCCCCGCCCACAUUGCCAAAGACGGACAGCUGGAGGCCCUUCUGGACGAGUGCACCAAACCCAAGAAGCGCUACGGCCGCUUCCAGGCCGCCAAGGAGCUGCGCGAGUACCUCACGCGGCUGUCGGCCGACUCCUCCCCCGCCAGGUAAUGGACGGCGUCGGCGUUGGCCCGACGCACUCCUCCAGACCGGAUCCUGGAGCGGGAAGAAAGUCCUAGUGCACGAUGUCAUUAGCGCUCCUUUGCACAGGAGCAGGAGGAACCUUCUAAGACCUUGCUGCUGCCCCACCAGUCAGCCGCUAAGAUUCUGUCAGGAAACAGGAUAGACGGUGGCCAUCUUUAAAGGAAGGGGGCGGGCUCUGAGCGGCGCUGACCCUCACACACACAUCACCGUGGUUUCAUGACAGCUUUGAGUUGAACUCUUCUUUUUUUAUGUUUUUCUUCUUCAGUUCAGGGCUACAUUUGCGUGGAUGAUUUUUGACGCACCGUGGAUUUAAAAAAUGUUAUUUCCCAUGUAGCACAGCUGCAGGGAAUGCAGAGGUAGCACGAGUGCACCUGACGAGGCAGCUUGGAUGAAUCGUAACUAGGGUGCACGAUAUCAGGGAAUUAUGACGAUGAAUCCUAUAACAUUAAAAAUCACUCUGAUAAACGACCAUUAAAAAAAAACGCGCCAGUGAGGCAAGAUUACCCGUACUGUGUGGGUGAUCAAAUGAAGCACUCCUAUUUUGGCCUGCCUGUGACGUUAACAGCAUGUCAUGAGGGGGGGAAAAACCCUAUCAGCCUCCUGAAACGCCAGCGCCGCAGCGUUUGAAAAGUGCCAUAGGUUUGCCAGAGACCUCUGUGGAGUCACGCCGGCCGCUCGGAGCGUGUGCCCGAAUACAGUGCACCUUGCUGCCACAGCAGGUGGCUCCUCCCCCUCUAUACUCUGGUUCUCCUGGUAGUGAUGUGCUAGUAGUGAUGUCAUCGUAUUUCAUUAGGACUAAUCAACCAAAUCCUAAUUAGUUCCAGUCCUCCUUACCUCCAGCUGUGCACAAAGUAGACUUUGGGUGUCCUAUCGGUCUUGAGAAGCAUAAAGUUGUUGGUAUGUGUUUGAAAAGAACGAUAUCGUGCAUCUCUAGUGUAAACGGUGUGCUGCUCCAGUCAAUCAGUGUUGUUGUGGCAAUCAUCUUCUUUCUCCUCCAGGAGCGAAGAAGGGCAGACGUAGGAAACGGGCUAAAGGGAACAUUAAGAAGCCCGAAAGCUUCUUCUUCUGCUACGUGAUGUCAUCACAUGAUCGUCUGUGGGAGAAGUGUCCUCUGAUGAUGAGAGGAAGUGAAAGAGCUUUUUUUUUUUUUUUUUUUUAACCUGACCAGUCCAGUGUAGCACGCUCAGCGCCUCCCGUGAGAGCCGAUGACGACGCUUUGGAAGCAAUAGUUUAAAAAGAAAAGAAUGAGUUUGGCUCCUGGCUUGUUGGAACAUGGCGCCCCGUUUGUUGUGUCAUCUGUUCCUCUUGGACCCCCAGAGGCGUUUGUACGUGUGUGACUAACUGUCCACUUUUGUACUGUCCCUUUCCUUUGGAGUAUUUGAUCAGCAUUGUCUGAUUCUUCCUGUGCCUUUCAUUCAAAAGUUGGAUUUGCAACUUUUUAGUGGGUUUAAUGAUUCCAAUAAAAGAAGAUCUAUAUAUAUAUAUAUAUAUAUAUAUAUAUAUAUAGAAAUGUACACUGGCAUGUGUCAUGACUCUUCUUGUCGUGCGCUCACCUUUCUAGAAGACGCACGCUGCACCGUCUCACCAUGGAAUGACGAGUGUUUCUCACUGGACUGCAAUCUAUGUGUGGCAGGCGUGAAUGUGCAUAAUUAACCAUGACACAUUUGCAGAAAGUGAGUUAACAAACCAAGGAAAGCAGAAGAACCAUGUUUAGAACUGAGGAUGUCCACAUCUGACCUUCAUCAUCGGGAUCGGCUGCUCAGCCGCUGUACUUUGAAGAUCGGGUCAGAUUGGUGUCUGCCGCGAGAUGGGGCUGAUCCGGUUGCCGUAUGACACUUGGAACUCCAACACGGUAGGUGCGGUGGCCACUCGACUCCCGCCACCCGCCAGAAGAAGAAAAGGCAACACGGCCGAGUACCGUGGUGAAGUUAGUUUCACGUUGGACGUUGGGUAUUCGGCUCUGUAGUCCUUUAGCACACCUAUUUAAUCCAAUGUGAUCUCUUCAUGGAUUAGAGAGCUGACUCACAGGUUUGUUCCAAAAGCCAAACAAUAUUGUUGGUGCUGCUGUGUAACAAACGUACAUUCAUCAUUAUUUGUCAUAAUGAGCAAGAAGAGCAACAGUGUUUUUACAACUACAGUAUAUUCAAUUCCACUAAUUCAAGUUUGGAACAAAAGCUUAUUAAAAAAAAUAAAUCUGAUGGGAAUCUAAAAAGUGUGGAUCUGGACAUCCCUAUUUAGAAGCACAAAUCAACUUUCUUCUCUCACUUCCUUUUGUAUGUUCUUUAAAUAGGACUCCAUUUUCCUCCUUCCUGCGCCUCCUGUUGUUUUCUUUGCCAUCCUUGUGGCCUUUUGUUGUGUGCACAGAAGGAGGAGGCAGACUGUGCCUUUAAGACCGACUGUGUUUAUUUUUCAGCAGAGGCCCAAAUGAUACGUGAUCGGUUGCUGCGUGUGGUCUUUGCUUCUUCUUGCUUUGCUUCUCCCAGCAUAAAAGUCAUCCAGCAGGAAAAUUAGAAGCUUUACAAGUGACACUUUCCUUCCUCCCUUCCUGUAAUUGCCGCUGUUGGACACGCCCUCCGGUUUGUGGGGAGAGGAUGACGUCACGCCGUGCGGUGAGCGCCAUAUAACACCCACCCCCCCUUCCUUGGGUCGUGAGGAAUGUUUCCAGGCUUGGAGGAAAAGGCCACGGACGCAAACCCCUCCAGCUUUAAAUAAACAUGAGGCCAUUUCUAGACGCGCCCACGGGAGAUUUCAAACAGGAAGACCCGGGAGACCAGAAUGCUCGGAAAAACCACCAAAAAAAACAUGAGACCAAACGUUUGCUGAAUGUGUGGAAAGCAAAUAGUUGCUGAAACGACCUCAUUGAAUCUCUUUUAGCUGCACGUUUGCUCUCUGCUCUUUACUUUAGCACUUUAGCACUUUGGCUGCAAAGAUAGAAUAUCCGUGCUGUCCUACGGCAUCCUUAUCUGUCACCGUCACUUCUCCAGACGUCACACUGAGCGUUCCUACUUCUCCAUGCCAAUGUUACCGAAACACCACCUCGUACCACACCUACUUUAUUUUGACACAAUCACAACCUGAAACAUCCUCACGUACGAACUCUGGGAGAUCAAUGACGUACGUAUCUUUCCAUCUGCUACUGCAGCCGUUACUAAUUACAUUUACUCAUUACUAAUAAAGUAUCUAUCUACAAGUACAGCCGUUACUAAUUACAUUUACUCAUUACUAAUAAAGUAUCUAUUUACAAGUACAGCCAUUACUAAUAAAGUAGUCAUUACAAAUAAAGUAUCAAUCUAUCUACAAGUACGGCCAUUACUAAUUA
Messenger RNA from Dunckerocampus dactyliophorus (ringed pipefish), 5303 nucleotides. It is a transcript of the gene dipk2ab, whose product is annotated as divergent protein kinase domain 2Ab. The transcript has 4 exons. The coding region runs from base 653 to 1951 and encodes 432 amino acids. NCBI's taxonomy places the organism in Eukaryota, Metazoa, Chordata, Actinopteri, Syngnathiformes, Syngnathidae. The record is from RefSeq and is a predicted model, not a curated record.